Penicillium verrucosum is the source of this 918-nucleotide messenger RNA. Its product is annotated as alpha/beta hydrolase. The coding region runs from base 1 to 918 and encodes 305 amino acids. Lineage: Eukaryota; Fungi; Ascomycota; Eurotiomycetes; Eurotiales; Aspergillaceae. The record is from RefSeq and is a predicted model, not a curated record. The transcript has 3 exons.
AUGAUAGGGCAAAUUUACGUAGAGAAGCUUUCCCCGAAGCCAGCCCCGGCAAACCCACCACUUCCUAUUAUCUUCAUUGCAGGAAUGGCCCAGACCGGCACCAAUUUCCUUGAUACUCCAGACGGACGGCCAGGAUGGGCAUCUUAUUUUAUUUCCAAAGGCCACACAGUCUACCUCUCAGACCAGCCGGAACGCGGCCGCUCCUUCUGGUUUUCCGGACAGGGAACAAACAACGGCAACCAAUGGCCACAGGCGAAGCUUCACACACAAUGGCCUGGCACCGGUCGCAUUGGCGACUCAACUUUCGACACUUUCUAUAGAAGCCAGGUGCAGUUCCAGACCGACAACUUGAUAAGCGAAGAACAAAAUGCGCAGGCAUAUUCAGCUCUAGUCGACCUCGUAGGCGACUGCUAUAUCAUCAGUCAUUCGCAGGCGGGUGCAUACAGCUGGAGGGUUGGAGACAUGCGUCCAGACCAAGUAAAGGGUAUUGUCCAGCUCGAGCCGUCUGGUCCACCGUUCACGUUCCGCCCACCGUUUGGAAAUGACCCGGCUUUCGCUUUCGGUCUCACUGACCUCGAAAUCGGAUACGAACCGUCUGCAGGCGAGAAUGCCGAAAAUAUUGACACAACGAUCGAGCCAGCAAUCGACGCUGAUCAUGAAGAGUGUAUUAUGCAGAAGUCCCCAGCGAAGCAAUUGACGAACCUGGCCAAAAUCCCAGAGCUUGUUGUUACUGGCGAAGCAUCGUUCCAUGCGCCAUACGAUUACUGCACCGUCAAGUAUCUGAAGCAAGUUGGUGUAGACGUUGAGUACGCGGAUCUAGGUAAAGAGGGCAUUCAUGGCAACGGGCAUAUGUUCUUCAUGGAGAAGAAUAACCUUGAGAUCGCAAACCUGGUGUAUAAGUGGCUGAAAAAGCACUAG